AUGCGAGCUCACAACAUCAAAACUCUAGACUCGGCUAGGUUAUACGGUGGCGGAGCAUCGGAGACAGCCAUUGGAAACUUGCAUCUGGGUCCAGACUUCGCUGUUGAUACCAAAGUGCCAACAGGUUUUGCCAAAGGCCAAGCCGACAAGAUUGAGCAAUCAGCCUACGAGAGCUUGGCUACGCUCCAGACGAAACAAGUUAGGACCUACUUUUUCCAUGGCCCAGAUGAGACUGUUCCGUUCGAGAAGCAAAUGGAAGCCAUCCAGAAACUCUAUCUCCAAGGCAGCUUUCAGCGCUUUGGCAUCUCCAACUUUACCCUCGAGCAGGUUCUCCGCCUCUACAACAUUGCCAAAGAAAAAGGCUACGUUCUGCCAUCUGUUUACCAGUGCAGCUACAGCAUCGCCUCUCGCCAUAACGAGGCUGAUCUAUUCCCCACGCUCCGCAAGCUGGGCUUCUCCAUCCAGGCAUAUUCUCCCAUGGCGGGCGGAUUCCUGGCCAAAACGCCAGAGUACAUUGAACAAGGCCAAGGUAGCUGGAAUCCCAACACCCCCACUGGAAAAUUCCAACGCGACCUUUUUUACAAGCCAUCGUAUAUGAAAAUGCUCGCAGAGUUUGGAGCCUUGUCAGAGAAGUCGGGCGUCAGCCGCGCGGGCUUGGCGUACAGAUGGGUGAGGCACCAUUCUAUUUUGAAGAAAGCAAUGGGUGAUGAGAUGAUUAUUGGUGCCUCCACUUCGGAUCAGCUAGCAGACACGAUGAAAGAAUUAGGAGGUGGGCCUUUGGAACCGUGGAUCGUCCAGCGCAUGGAAGAGCUUUGGGAGAUGAUCAAGCACGAAGCGCCAGUUGACAACUUGAAGUCGUUUCAAAACAUUUUUGGAUAA
Molecule: messenger RNA, 879 nt
Organism: Trichoderma gamsii
Lineage: Eukaryota; Fungi; Ascomycota; Sordariomycetes; Hypocreales; Hypocreaceae
Product: aflatoxin B1 aldehyde reductase member 3
Exons: 3
Coding region: 1-879 (292 amino acids)
Cellular component (GO): cytosol
Source: RefSeq, a predicted model, not a curated record